UUGGAAUACAAUCACCUGUGCGUAUGGGAUGCCAGCACCAAGCGAGGACGAGAAUGACACAACGGCGGCGCUGGCUGAGUGGGCCGAGGGUUUCACCCGUGCAGAGAAGUGCGCUCGACAAGUGCAGUACCGCAAGAUGAAGAAGAACGAAGUCAACAAGCUCAAACAAGUCAUUCACCAGUUGGAGCUGACGAAAGCGACCACCAUCGCCCGUAACGCAUCGAGCAAGGUCAAUCGCAUGCUGUCGUGGAAGGACGUGGCGGAAGCAUUGUUGUGCGACCGACGGCUGGCCGAGUCUCAACACAAAGCUCUAGCGAAGGACCAGAUACAGAACAAGAAGCACCUCCUCGAAAUGUACCAGUGGGUCCUGGCCCAAGUGUCGUUGCAGCGAGCUCCGAACGCCAUGUGCUCGACUUGGCGGAACGUCUCCCUCUUAGCUAGUCCCGAGUCGCGCUCCCUAGGCAAGCAAUGGAUCACGAGGCAAAUGUACCACAAUCGUGACCGCGUCUUCCAGCAGUAUGGGUAUCCUUCGCUGGACACGACGGCGCCCGAAUACAUAUUCCAUGUGCAGAUGACGUUCAGCGAGAAUGGGUAUACGCUGGAGUACAUUCGCCAAGCCGUCUCGACCUGGUCACUGGAAACAUUUGUCGACUACUACAACCAGACACUACUACCCCUGCAGUGCGCUGUCAUUUACUUUGACCCGACGAUUCCUUUGAUCGUCAACGAAGUCGAAGGCCACACGAGGCAAUAUGCCGUGGUUACUCCCAAUAACGAGUACUCGAAUGUCCUUGUGGGAGAGUUCCAUGUACAGGACGAGUGUACGUUUGUGAUUCAGCAAAUCCAAAGCGACGAAAUGUGCGAUGGCGGCACGCCCCAGAGGAACCGCAUGUCGUGGUACCUAACGUUCAUGUGUUUUCAAAUCGAUGGCUGACUAAGUUGUAGGGAAAUGGUUCGUCGGUUGCCGGGAGGGGGAGGCAUCGUAGCUCGAAAUGUACUGCUUCUGUCGCAGUUGUUUACUGCGAAAGAUGGGUUGUUGUCUCUGGAGGAAGACGCCAAGUCGUGGGGUAUCGACUUGGAUGGAACUCCCGACCACUUGAAGGAAGCGCGGUACCCCCAGAUGUUUAUGGAGGUGGCGGAGCGAGAAAUUGCCAAGCACCGUGCGUGGUACAUUGCAAAUAAACAAACAAUCCAUGUAUAGUUAGAGCAAGUACAGACAUAACUCGUUGAAAUAUAC
Messenger RNA from Aphanomyces astaci, 1237 nucleotides. RefSeq lists its product as hypothetical. Bases 29 to 934 code for a protein of 301 amino acids. Lineage: Eukaryota; Oomycota; Saprolegniomycetes; Saprolegniales; Verrucalvaceae. The record is from RefSeq and is a predicted model, not a curated record. The transcript has 3 exons.